AUGGAGGAACAUUCUAUAUCGAUUCGCGCUGCAACUCCUCCUAUGUCCGCUAAGGGGUCUACGUCAAAGCAUGGAAACCAAGAUGGCAAGACUGCUUCAUUACCGGCUAGAUCAAGCGGCAGCUCUAGGAAUGGCGUAGAUGCCACACCUUCAUCAAGUCAGCGCCACCCGCCUGGAAGCCAUCGAACACCUAAAAUUCAAACCCCGAAAAAAUCUUCCUGGUCCAUCGAUGACGUUGUGGUAGCUUUACGAGAGUUCUCAGAAGAGAUCGGCACGGACGGCGCCAAGCUCACUGCUCGGUUGAUUCAUAUAGCUUGGAAAAAAGAAGCGCCCAAUCAGCAGUUUACGAGCAAGAAGGAUUGGUUUGCGGAUAUGAAACGCGCCCCGUUAGAAGGCGUUGGGAGAUCGUCAGAUACGAUAAAAAUUAAGUAUAAGAAUAGGAGUGAGAGGCUAACAAAUGCACAGCAAUUUGGCCAUGGUAGAUCUGGAAAACAGGAAAAGAAAGAACAACAUCAGGUCAUUUGCAUUAAAACCGAUGCAGAGAAGGUCCCGUCCUACGGUUUUCAUCAUGUUGAAAUCAGGAAGAAUAUUCUUUCUCCCAAUACUAUGCUUACUUACGUCCCUCAUCUACGAGAUCUGGCAGAUAAUGAAGAAGGCGUCUACCGCCGCUGGCUAGAAAAUUUAGAAAACAUGGACAAGACAUCUGGGUUUGCUACGCUAAGUCGGCACCAAAAGGUGACAAAGACCAUUCAAAAGGAGCGUGCGACUACCUUACUAUUAUAUCUCGACUCUUGGCUUGAUAGACUUGGCCUCAACAUUGAGAAUUGUACUAAGACCACCCUUAUCCGCUAUAUGGCCAGUCAGAGUGAUAAUGUCACUCCUCAGCAAAAGUCAAGUAUUCUGAAUUCAUAUAAUGAUGAGCCUGGGUCUCCGCGAUCGGCCAAAACUGUCAGAAUUUUCACGGAAGCAUUUGAUCGGGUCUUCAACUCACCUCUUCUACGCGAGCGCGCCGUGCCUCUUCGCGACGUCCUCUUACUAGAUAAGUCGGUUGAUACCAUCGUCGAUUCUAAGAAAUGGAUGAAGGAGACUCCUAGCCAAUCGAAAGUCACCGAAGAGCAGGCAACGGUCGAAUCUUUUCUCGAAACUUACGCGCUGCUUGGUUGCUUGAUAUGCACCAGCCAUUCCUGCGAACACGGCGAAUACGGUGUUGAUAACGAACGGAAGCGGUUCUCUAUCGAGGUAGUUGGCGGUUUGUCACCUAUGAUUCGUCAACAGCUUACGCAGAGAUCCAAGGGAAGGAUCGAAGAUAGCCCUACAUCUCGCAAAGUAAAAAAGCCUUGCGGCGAUGACUGCUUUUUGAAUGGGCGCCCGGGAACACGAGCCCGUGCAUGGAGUGAGAGUGAAAUAAUGCUCCUCAGAUCAUUCUUCUCGACGUUGAGCAACACGAAUAUACCGGUACAAUGCGCUACUUCUGUGGCCACUGGACGGCCCUGUUGGGAUGUCAGCCGUCAGCUCGAUAAGCUUGAUCUAACUGUUCCCAGUGCGGACCCCAUACCACAGGUUCAAGUGAAACCGCUACCUUGGUAUGAUAGGAAAAAGAAAAUGCUCAUAGGGGACUGGCAAGAUCAUACUAAUACCCACGAGCACCAGAGGAAGGACUGUUUUGAUCCAUGUAGCCAUGAAGGGCCGUGCACAAUGAAGAACUGUAGGUGCGUCCAAAACCGCCUUAUGUGCGAGCGCUUCUGUCGAUGCACAGCAGCAAUUUGCGCCAGCAAGUUCACCGGCUGUGCCUGUCACUCUCAUGGGAAGACAUGUGUCCCUAAGCAAAAGGAUCGGCCUUGCAUUUGCGUGCAGCUUAAUCGCGAAUGUGACCCUGUUCUAUGCGGGAGCUGUGGUGCUUCCGAUAGAGCCAACCCAGCAAAUGCGGAUAACGAUGCUCUACAUGCCGCUGGAUGCCAGAACUGUGCACUUCAGCGAGGCAGAUCAAAGUCGGUUAUGCUUGGAAGAUCUAAGAUUGCUGGCUAUGGACUCUUUGCUACCGAAGAUAUUGCACAAGAUGAGUUCGUCAUCGAGUACGUUGGUGAACUUAUCAGUCAGGACGAAGGGGUCCGUCGCGAGGCACGUCGCGGGGACGUAUUUGACGAGUCGUCUAAUUCAUCAUAUCUCUUCACCCUACUAGAGCAAGAAGGGAUUUGGGUUGAUGCCGCUAUCUACGGUAAUCUUAGUCGAUAUAUCAACCACCAGGAAACCAACUGUAAUGUUACGCCGCGAAUCCUCUAUGUCAAUGGCGAAUAUCGCAUCAAAUUCACGUCUCUGCGGGAAAUUAAGGCCGGGGAAGAGUUGUUUUUCCAUUACGGCGAGAACUUCCCAAAUCUGACUAAGAAGCUUUUGCAAGAAGAGAAAGCCGAGAAAAAGCGACGUAAGGCUAAGGAGCAAGCCCGCAAGAAAGGCCAGGAUGAUGAUGAAAAGCCAAGGAAGAAACCCGGUCGCAAGCCAGGUAGAAAACCAGGGCGUAAACCGGGCCGCAAACCAAAGAAAACCUUCGCUAAAGUCGAUUCAGAACCGGAAGACGAUGACGAAGCUCUUGAACCCACGGAAGAGCCACUCUCUGACAUCAAUAUAGCUAAGGGACGUAAGCGCAAGCGUGCCGUUAUCGACGAAGAAGAAUCGGAUGAGGGCGAGUAUCGCCCUAAAACUGACUUUCAGGAUGAUGUAAUGGUAGGCGUCGGUGAAGGAUCACCCACUCGCAAACCAUCGCGCUUAAGGAAGCGACUAGGAGCCCCGCCAAAGGCUAGGAAGAGUUUCCCAGCUCCGGUUGCCAGGCGCGAAGAAACUGACGAAGGGGUGGAUGAAGGCAAUGAGCUUGAGUUAACGCCUAAACGGCAGCGUAAGAAACCACGAAGACUCCUUGAGGAUGCUACGCUUGAAGAAAUUGACAAAGCCUUGGUGGUAGAGAGCAAGCCUAUAACUGUACCCAAGCGUCGGGGCAGGAAGCCGAAACAUAUUAAAGAGCAAGAGUUGCGAGAGAAAGAGCAGCGAGAAAAAGAGAUACGAGAGAGAGAAGCCAACAUAGAGGCCAAGGGCGGCGAAGGAGACACGGUCGUCAUAGGGGGGACACAUAAUGCUGUUCAGGGCAGCGCCCCAGGCAGCGCUCAAGGGAGUAGUCGUUUUAAGCAUACGGAAGCUAGGCUUGAGCUUGACUCAGAUUCAGCCGCUGGCAGAGAGACGCCUUCUCUAGCGCGAAACCGACGACAGGCCAAAGACGUGGUAGAAUCCAGCCCAUUAUCAACGCCAGAUUCGGGCAUCGCAUACCCCGAGCUCGACCUAUCCGACUCGGACAUACGGCCCGUAUCUAAAAGAGGACGCACGAGGAAAGGUGCAAGUGGCGAUGAUGAAUAUAACGGCGGAAGUUGGAAUGAUAGCGACGGAGUCAUACACGCCGGUGCUGGUACCGAUGACAGCGAUGAUGACUUACCGAUCGACCGCUCGCGAACCAGGCGCAGACCGGCCAGGUACGAUGAUUAG
This is a messenger RNA of Daldinia childiae, 3525 nucleotides long. Its product is annotated as Histone-lysine N-methyltransferase EZH1. NCBI's taxonomy places the organism in Eukaryota, Fungi, Ascomycota, Sordariomycetes, Xylariales, Hypoxylaceae. Gene Ontology annotation, molecular function: protein binding; histone methyltransferase activity. Gene Ontology annotation, biological process: chromatin remodeling. The record is from RefSeq and is a predicted model, not a curated record. The transcript is spliced from 2 exons. The coding region runs from base 1 to 3525 and encodes 1174 amino acids.